AUGGGUAGAAAACAAAAAAGUAAACAAGGAGUUCCCCCUACGUUAGAAGAAACUCGCGGGACUGGCAAAAAGCCCGAAGCAAAGGUAGAGAAAAAGAGAAAACCAACGGAAGAAACUGCGGCUUUACAACCUCCUAAAAAGCAAAUUGCCCAGGAAAAGAAGAGCCUUUUUGAGGAAUCGGAAUCUGAACCGGAAAGCAACGAUGUGAAAGCAGCUGGUGAUGAAUUUGAAGAAGCCGACGAAUCCUCAGAAUUAGAAGACGAAGAAAAUGUUGAUCAGGCUCAAGACGAAUUUGUCCAAGGUGAUGAAGCUGAAGAAGAAUCAGAACAGGAUUCUAUUUUUGAUUCUGACGAAGAAAGCCGCGGUAAGCCUAUGUUUAGUGAUGAUUCAGGGGAAGAAGAUGAUUUACAAGUUGCCAACCUGGAAGCCAUGUCUCGUAAGCUAGAUGAAGAGGCUGAAUUGGAAGAAAAGGAAGCUGAAGAAGAGUUGCAUACCAAUAUCCAUCCUACUGCUCCUACUAUCCUUCCCCCUAAAGAAGAGGGCGGCCUUGCCGACGGUCAACCCAUGAGCGCUUUUACUCAGGAUUUGUCGCAAAUUCAACUCCGCAUUCAAGAAAUCAAUCGUGUCCUAAAUGACUUCAAGAACCUUUGUGAACCUGGCCGUAGCCGCGCUGAAUAUAUUGAUCAGCUUAUAAGCGAUGUUAGUGUCUAUUAUGGUUACUCAAAGUUCCUCACCGAAAAGCUUUUUGAACUCUUUUCUGCCUCCGAAGCCAUUGAAUUCUUUGAAUCCAACGAAUUGCCUCGUCCUGUUACUAUCCGUACAAACACUCUCAAAACUCAACGUCGUGAAUUAGCCCAAGCUCUUAUCAAUCGAGGUGUAAACUUGGAGCCUGUUGGUAAAUGGUCUAAGGUUGGUUUGCAAGUCUUUGAGUCACAAGUUCCUAUUGGUGCGACCCCUGAAUACCUCGCUGGUCACUAUAUUCUGCAAGCUGCAUCUUCAUUUUUGCCCGUAAUGGCCCUUGCCCCUCAGCCUAAUGAACGAAUUCUCGAUAUGUCUUCUGCUCCAGGUGGUAAAAUUACUUAUGUCGCCGCUUUACAGAAAAACACUGGUGUUAUAUUUGCCAAUGAUGCCAAUAAAGCUCGUACUAAAGCUUUAACCGCCAACAUUCAUCGUCUGGGAGUACGAAAUGCAAUCGUUUGCAAUUAUGAUGGUAGAAAGUUCCCUAAUGAUGUAUUGGGUGGCUUUGAUCGCGUUAUGCUUGAUGCUCCUUGCUCUGGUACCGGUGUCAUAUACAAAGAUCAAUCUGUGAAAACAAACAAAUCUGAGCGUGACUUUGACACUCUUAGCCAUCUUCAGAGACAGCUACUUUUGAGUGCUAUUGAUUCCGUUGAUGCCGACAGCAAGACUGGCGGUUACAUUGUUUAUUCUACUUGUAGUAUUACCGUUGAUGAAGAUGAGGCUGUCAUUCAAUAUGCUUUGAAGAAACGUCCAAAUGUUAAGCUCGUUUCCACUGGCCUUGAGUUUGGCCGUGAAGGAUUUGUUCGUUUCCGUGAAAAGCGCUUCCACCCUAGCAUGAAAUUAACCCGGAGGUAUUAUCCUCAUGUUCACAACAUUGAUGGUUUCUUCGUUGCUAAGCUUAAGAAAGUUUCAGACAAGAUUCCUCAAACAGUUAAUGAUGUUGCUGAGGCAGAAGAAGAGCACGACAUUGUAGAAGAAGAUUCCGUCAAUGCAAACUCUGAGAAUGAUAGCCUCACUUUCGACGAUGAAGCUGAUAAAGCCAUCAUCGAGGAAAACCGUAGAAAAUGGUUGAAGUCUAAGGGUUACAAGGUUUCUAAAAAAAACUAA
Schizosaccharomyces osmophilus is the source of this 1845-nucleotide messenger RNA. RefSeq names its product rRNA (cytosine-C5-)-methyltransferase activity Nop2 (gene nop2). Gene Ontology annotation, molecular function: rRNA (cytosine-C5-)-methyltransferase activity; RNA binding. The transcript has a single exon. Gene Ontology annotation, cellular component: nucleolus. The record is from RefSeq and is a predicted model, not a curated record. Lineage: Eukaryota; Fungi; Ascomycota; Schizosaccharomycetes; Schizosaccharomycetales; Schizosaccharomycetaceae. Gene Ontology annotation, biological process: maturation of LSU-rRNA; rRNA base methylation. The coding region runs from base 1 to 1845 and encodes 614 amino acids.